Molecule: messenger RNA, 1385 nt
Organism: Cantharellus anzutake
Lineage: Eukaryota; Fungi; Basidiomycota; Agaricomycetes; Cantharellales; Hydnaceae
Exons: 3
Coding region: 186-1049 (287 amino acids)
Molecular function (GO): nucleic acid binding
Source: RefSeq, a predicted model, not a curated record
GGGCCGUCUUAUCGGGCUCGCUGUAACAUUUACUCCCAAAAGGACUUGGGAAAGCCCAUAUUCAUCUCCGAUCGCGCCGCCCACCCCCCCAAGUUCCUCCCUGCCACCCCAAGAACUGAGGACUUGCACCCCAUUGGUACAAAUCUAUUUCAGCUGCGGCCAAAGAGGAAAAUGCUGAAUUGGGCAUGUUUGACCCCUUGAAAUCAUCCUCUCCUCGACAAUUGCAUUCGUCUCUUUCGCUUCCUUCACCGUCUGUGGAUUCGGGGAUUACGCGGUCUUUGCCCGCGGACGAUACCUCUCCGCCUAACAAAAAUUUCCCUAAUCCAAACAUUCGGAGACCAGACUGGUUCAUACAAAACGCACUGCGGUCAUCCGGCCCGACACGUACAACUGCUUCUCGCACAUCCUUCAUGAACGAUAUUCUGUCUCGUGCCCCUCCACCAUUACCUUCCGAUCCUUCAUUCAGACCUCCCACUCACACAAAAUUGGGGCCACCCAACAGAGGGUAUAAGAUUCUCGAAAAAAGUGGAUGGCAAGAGGGAGAAGGUCUUGGGGUGUGGAGCCGCGGAAUCCCGUAUCACACCAGUUCGGGACUUACGGGUACUUGUAUCGCGACGGGCGAGACGGCAUCGGACGCGAUCAACUUCACUCUCCCGCCAUCGGAUAACGAUUCCGAUUCCCACUCCCAGCUUGGAUUAGGGACAUUGGAACUGUCAGACCCAGUAACCCCGGCUCGUACUGUGCUUUUACAGCCGGUACCAGCGUAUCUUCGGCCAGAUCGCCUCGGUCUUGGUGCUUCGUUGGGUAGAGGCUUAAAGUCGAGAACGGGUGAAAGGAGACUGCCACAAAGGAUCAAAUUGGUUGAUAGCUCUCAAGCCAUCCAGUUCUCCCGAUCGCGUAGAGAAUUAAACAGGGAGAAGCAGUCAAGGAAUUCUGCAUUUAUCUCGGAGCAGAUCAAGGGUGGGAAGCGAGGCGCGAAUGCAUUCACAGUAAUUAGAAACAACGAAGAGCGGCGUCGGCGGGACCUGCUGGCCUACAUGAAGAGUUAAACAUAAUGAUGAUCAACACUAACCCAAAUGUGUUCUUUAAACGCUUCUGCCCAGACAAUGAAUAUCAUUCUCUUGGCCGUCGUUUUAGAUGUCGAGAACAAGAUAAAACAUGUGACAAUAAGCUUCGGUCGCGUUCUUACAAAUAACCAGAACAGAGAUCAGCACGACACAUCUUCCCGGCUGCUAGAUUGAAAGCUACCUCAACUUCUGCCCUCUCUUCGUCCACGAAGAAGUCUCACGGGAAAGAACCCAGUGAUAUCUCCGUUCUGCAGAUCAUCACCCAUGAUGUCGCUUCAUCUCAAACUCAAAUACUUAUUCCGCCACUUGGUAGUACUA